CACACCCUCCAGGCCGCUGAUCAUCAUCUCGGGGCCCAACUCUCCGCCGUCCGAGUACGACGAUGAUGGCAGGUUCGAUUCCAAUACGGACGAUUUCGACAUCGGCGUCGAAAUGAUCCACUCCAGCGCUGGGAUACUCGAAUCCAACAGCAUGGUAAUCGAGUCUUUGGCCUCCAGGCUCGACAAGGAUGUAUCGUUCGAUCCAUCCAAACACCACGGUGAUUUAAAGAAGCACCACCCUCAUCACCACCACCACGUGGGUGUAUUGAAGCACCCCGGGUAUGACGCCCUCGAUGAGAAUCAGUUGCCAGAGAGCAAAGCCCUUGACCUCAGCCAAGUGUUCAACAGUUUCCUCCACAAGAAGAAA
Molecule: messenger RNA, 367 nt
Organism: Lymnaea stagnalis (great pond snail)
Lineage: Eukaryota; Metazoa; Mollusca; Gastropoda; Lymnaeidae
Source: the annotation of a GenBank genome assembly